AUGUCGUACAUAAACUACAAACCAAUAUCCCACGCAAUUCGUGUAUUAAGGCUGUACAGAGCAGCCAUUAAGAACCUCCAGUCCUAUUACUUGACGGACAGAUCCCCGAGUUGCCAGAAUGCUCCUUUUCAAAGGAGAAGCCGAACUCGAGUCAAAGAUAUAUUGGACACGUGGCAUCCUUUUGAGAAGGCCCGAUACCCUAAGUACUUUGCUUUGAGAGAAAAACGAAAACACGAAAUUGUUGAGAAUGCACGAGCCCAGAGAACUGGAUAUUAA
Molecule: messenger RNA, 276 nt
Organism: Octopus sinensis (East Asian common octopus)
Lineage: Eukaryota; Metazoa; Mollusca; Cephalopoda; Octopoda; Octopodidae
Exons: 4
Coding region: 1-276 (91 amino acids)
Source: RefSeq, a predicted model, not a curated record